Molecule: messenger RNA, 2994 nt
Organism: Pomacea canaliculata
Lineage: Eukaryota; Metazoa; Mollusca; Gastropoda; Architaenioglossa; Ampullariidae
Exons: 10
Coding region: 305-1951 (548 amino acids)
Source: RefSeq, a predicted model, not a curated record
UGCAGGUACAUAAAUGACAGUAUAGGGAUAUAAGUGACAGUACAGACAAAUAAAUAACAGUGCAAUGACUGGUCUUACACAUAGUUGUGGUUAAUGUGAAGUCAGUAGUUCUGUGACUUUUGGGACACAUGACACCGACACACAGCCAGUGACACGCGCUCCGUGUAGACACAUGAGUCAGUCACACAGGAUCUGUCAUUAUUGACACCAGCGGAGUUCAAUCCGCCAGCAACAACAACAACUACUUCGCCAUUGAAACGGUAAUCGCCUUCCUGGUCAGUUUGUAUGGCUGCCGACAGAUGUGAUGGCUGCCUCCUGGAUGACACAUCUUGUUCUUCUAUGUGGUGCUUAUGGAGCACUAGGGCUUAGAAUAAUCAACUGCAACAACGACAAGGUAGAAAUAUUUGAAGACUCACCUGCUCCAGUCACGUGUGGUGACAUCACCAGUACAGCCGAUGUUGUCUGGCGACGAGGAGAUGGAGGCAACAUCGGAGAGUGUAGAGCUGACGGUAUUGAGGGUAGCUGCACCAAGAACUUAUUCAACGACUACAGACUCAGCAGGUCACCGCAGUCCACAGAGAGUCAGCUGACUCUUGUCCCUGAUUACCGACGUCACGCGGGUGUCACGGUCACGUGUCUGGACAGAGGGAGUUACUCCACAGCCUCCUGUACUCUCGUCAUCAGACGUCACUCUGUACUCAGUGAGUGUCACGUGACCACCAACCCUGUGGACUGGACUGUGUCAGGUUCAUGUCGUGUACAACAAGCUUUCUCCUCUGAUAACAUUUACACCUGUACAUGGACACGGAACACAGGGACAUUUGGAGGGUUUGAUGCCAGUCGUGAGCUGUGUUCGUUCACACAAGCUCUGCCACAAGCCGGGGGACUGUACACCUACAGCAUUUCUGUGUCUCCUCCUCCUUCGACUACAACUUUUUCUCAACAACUGACACUAGCUGAACCCGGUGACGUAACAACCACGUGUCCACACUGGGUGGUGAGAGGAGGAGACCUGUCCUGUACAUGUCAGACGACAAACACCGCCAGUCCUCCAGCCACAGUGAGAUGGGAGGGACGAGACAGUGAGAAGCUGGUGAAGACUAACGUACAGCGGGAGGACAACGGCACACAGUUCACGUGUCACGUGACAUGGGCUGGGCGUGUCUACACCUCCAUCAACUACACUCUGCUGGUUAUAUGCACGUCACAUGUGGAGGGACCCAGUGAUGUCGUCAUUAGCGAAACACAUCAUCCGGGUAACAACGGUUCUAGCGUCGUGACGUUAAGAUGUAACACAACAGGUGCUGUGUACCCAGGUGUGAACUUUACCUGGAGUCCAGGUGUUUGUCAGAAUGAAACUCACGUCGCCAGGAGCAGCACGUGCACCUUUACACUGGACGCUAAGGAUGACGGGAAAAGUGUGAAGUGCACGGCUAUAAAUAGCAUCGACAGCCGGAUAUCCGUCUCAACAUCAGUGACACUGUGGAUAAAUGGGGCAGGAAACAUCAGUGUCAUAUCGACAUCAGGCUCCCAGUCAUCAGCAUCGGCUGUCGUCGGACCAAUCGUCGGGGCUGUUGUCGCUGUGGUUGUAACUGCCGUCAUCGCCGUUUUGCUCGUUAUUUUAAUCAGAAGACGAAGACAGAAAAUAAAAAAAACGUCAAAUAAGUUGACCAAGAACACGCCGUGUAAAGAAUCUGAGUUCGAGGACCACAUCAACGAGGUGUACGACAGUUCUGAGACUGCCGGACCACACAGCAGCUGCGGUGACAACUACAGGUCACGUGGUCAGGGUACAGACAGGGAAGCCAGUCACAGGAAUCAACAAGAGGUCAGCGCGCAGUAUGAAGACAGUCCGAGUGGAGGAUAUUACAGUGAGAUACGGGAGGUGGGCACUGGCAACACCUACCCUCAGCCUCACCACCGCCUGUCUAUGAACCCCUACAGCAACUGAGACACGGAUGGGGUGCUGAGCCUUUGGUGUCAUUGGAUGUCCUGACAUGAUGUAACAGUCAUCACACGAUGUCACAGUCAUCAUCGUUGUUGUUGUUGUUGUUGUUGUUGUUGUUGUUGUUGUUGUCGUCGUCGUCGUCGUCGUCGUCGUCGUCGUUGUUGUUGUUAAAGGUUACUUCUGUUACGAUCUUUUGAACUGGCAGAUUUCACUGUUUACUUAAACUGUAAUUAAACUAAUGAUUGACACAAACAUCAUGUCCACCUGUCAACUCACGCCAUCUAGCGGUGUCAGACAAAUGAAUUCAAACAUCACGUGACUAUCGACGCGACUCUCUUGACUAAUACACAAGUCACAGGUGAAGGAGGAGAUUAAAGUGUACUUGUAUUCCUUGACCUCUACCUCCAGGUGUCAAUGUGACCAUAAUUAUUACCAGGUAAUCAUCAGCCCCGCUUGUUCGGUCCAUUGUAAGAAGUCGGUGCCUGUCGUGUUGAGGUUUAUACAUCCUACAAAUGAACUUUCCUUCUUACUUCUUGUGAUACUUUUUACUUAAGGUGUUGUAUGUCAACCAUGCAGCCGGCGAUCACCCUGUACGCCUGACCCCAGGGUCAUCUCCACGUCAGGGGCAGACAAGGACCUCAAAUAUAACAAACACGAGAGAGUUGAGAGAGACAAGCACGCUAUGGUUUGAUUUUUAGUUUUAUAUUUAUAUAUAUAUACACCGUUACAUAUACUGUACUCGUGUUUAAGAAAUAUUCAUGUCCAAGGUUUAAUAUGUAUGAGCAGAUUAAAAAACAAAACAACACUUGUUUGUGUUCUCGUGUACUGACAGACACCCAGAUACAAACACCCUGAAUUGUUUUCCUCUCCCUUCCCAGGUGGUUCUACCCGGUUUAUUUAUAGACUCCCUCUCUCUGUGCACCUUUCUUGUUCCCUCUGAGGUCACCGCCUGCCCCUGGGUGCACUUGAUUGUUUGUUGUUUAUUUAGUACCGUUUGGAAUUCAGUAAACAGGAGUUUCUAGCACGAUAGACAGUCUUGCUUUCUU